Messenger RNA from Episyrphus balteatus (marmalade hoverfly), 4299 nucleotides. RefSeq names its product zwei Ig domain protein zig-8 (gene dpr12). Gene Ontology annotation, biological process: synapse organization. Gene Ontology annotation, cellular component: neuron projection membrane. The record is from RefSeq and is a predicted model, not a curated record. The transcript has 9 exons. NCBI's taxonomy places the organism in Eukaryota, Metazoa, Arthropoda, Insecta, Diptera, Syrphidae. The coding region runs from base 3248 to 4198 and encodes 316 amino acids.
CCAGUCCUUAGCGAAUACUCGUCGAAAGCUGGCUAAACUACCGCGAGUGUACCGUUAGGAGUUCGUAUAUGUUUUCUUUCUGUAUGGAAAUGAUUACUGUUUUUUUUUUACUUUUUUAAUUUUUCUGGUGAAAUAAAAUAAAAAUUGAAAAAAAAAAAAUAACGCGUUACCAAAACGUUACAUAUAUCAAAAAUAUUUAACUGUCCCCUAAAACGUCUUUAACUCGUCGUGUAUUUUGAAAAUGAAAUAAAUCGUCCUUUUUCUUAUAGAGGAGAGUUCCGUUGCUGCUGUAUAUCGUUAACCCAAAUCCGCGUAUGACCUACGACACUGGGGCAUCAUCAUCAUCGUCAUGAUGUGUGUUUGUAUAUUAAGACGAAUGUUUUAAAAGAAAGCAAAAAAAUAAUUAAAAAAAAAAAAAAUCAAAUCAAAAUGGCAACACACAAUUGUGAGUGAGAGAAAUCGCGAAAGGAUAACAUAAAAAAAAUUUUGUAUCCGUGUGUGUGACGAUUUCGUGUGUGUUAAACGAAGAUUGAAAAAAAAGAAGAAAACAAAAUUAAGAAUUCAUCUUCAAGGUGUCACAUCUCCAAGACACACACCAAACAGAUUCUGAUUAACUUACUUUUCGAAACACUCGAAAAAGGGUUUUCAACAUACUUUUCCCCCACCACCACCAUAACCAUUUUUGUUGAAGGACCAUUAUGCGCCUCUUGGGCCGUCGUUAAUUUACGCUCAACACACAUCAGAAAUUCUUUUAUCUUUUAAUCACCCUUGUGAUAUGUAAACAUCCUUUAAAAAACAGCGCGAUAACUUCAUCAUCGUUAUAAACGUCGUUUGUCGCCCCGUCUGUCGCUACCAUACCGUCGUCGCCGCUUAACCGUCGUGUGUUUACGUGUGUGUGUGUGAGAUAGAUAUAAUUUUUUGUUACUCAUGCCUGUCCCUCGUGUUGGCAUCCAAUUCUGACAAAAAAAAAAUAGAAAAAAUAAACGCGCCUACAUCACAGCACCCUUGUGUAUCCAGCCAAACUCUCCUAUUAUAACGGUAAACACAAUAAACGGUGUGGCGUAGAUCUCUGUCAAGUGCACACAACACAUCCUUCGAACAUCAUUUGUCAUGUCAUGAGAGAGUCGCGUGCCUUGUUGGCUAUUAUUUUUGUGUCUAUUUUGCGUCUGUUUUGUUUUGAAAUAGAGAGAAAUAAAGGAUACAAAAAAGGAGAAAAAAAUUACACAUAACGGGAUUGUUCCCGAUGUGAUCAUAAUAUUUAUAUAUGCGUCCUGAUUACAGUGAUUACGACCAACGAAGAUGUGAGUUUGGUUGGUUUAGAGAUGAUUAUGAUGAUGAGGAUGGUUGAUGAUGUGUCUGAAUAAUUUUGAAGUACCAUGUCCUUUUUUUACCGACAUACAUAUUUAAUUGAGGGCCCAAAGGAGUGUGAAAAAUUAGAAAAAUAAAAAAAGCUGACACCCGUUAGGUUUAUAAUUUGUCAAAGAAGAAGCUUCUGCUUACUGUUAUUGAUUUAAAAAUAAAAAAAAAUUAAAGUGUUUUAGAGUGAUAUCCUUGUAAUCCUUGCAAUGUUAUACACAGUUAUCACAUUGGUGUCAUAAAAAAAAAUCCCAUAAAAUAAUAAAAACCAGUGCAUAUUAAGUGUUUACUAAAAAAAAAUUCUUUCGGUUUUAUGGUGGUAACUGCGAGAGAGGUCCUUUUUGGUGUCCUUUUACAUAUUUGUGUGUAGGUAAUAUAAAAAAAAAAUGUCUGUCACAUUAUAUUGACAAAAGCAAUAAUAUAAUAAAAACAAAAAAGAAAGUAAUUUUUUGUGUUUUAUUCUGUUGUUUUUAAAGUAAUAUAAAAAAAUAUGGAAAAAUACACAUUUUUGGGUAGUAAAAAAUUUAAAUGACGCAGAAAAUUUUAUAGUGGAAUAAACUUUAUACAACACAAAAUACCUUCAAUCUCUUCUACCUAAAUUCAAACAUAAACAACUAAGGAUGGUGGAUUAAUCAAAUUUGAUAACAGAACAAAAAAAGCUGCAACACAGUUUUUGAAUGAACACAAAGAAACACAAAAUAAAAACGAUCAACAAAAGAAAAAAAAAUAAAACUUCCUGUAUGCUCCUUGUGUAGUUGAAUGCUGCCACUUUCCGGUAAACGACUUCAAUAAUAAUAAUUUCUUUUACCACCACUACCAUCACCACCCGUCCAAAACACGAAAGAAAAAACAAAACAAAAGCAAAAAAAAAGGAGGAAAAUAAUUUUCGUUUGAGAAAUGACCCAGCAAAUAAAAACUCCAGUAUCAAAAAGAAGAAGGAAAAUUGAAAAGCACAAAAACACAAAUACAAAUACAAAAACAAAUAUACAAUAAACAAACUUCCAUCUCCAGACAGGAAGGAGCAAAAAACAUAAAGUGCUAAUCGAUGUUCAAAUUUCUACAAAUAGUUUUUCUUGGCUUUUAUUAAAACCAGCAUCAGCAUCCGCAUCUUUAUAUCGUACGAAUAAAACGCGACGCGCCUGAAUAAGUUUUCUUGCUAUAUAAAUUGUAAUGAAAGAAAACUUGAAGAUACACUUUCUCACAUAGAAAUGACGACCGACCUCUUUAUAUAGCCAAGCUCUAUUCAACUUUUAAAAACAGACGAAGCAGCCUUUCUCAACUCUCAAUUGAAACUUUAUGUUGAUAGAGUCCCCACAGAGAGAAAGGAAGAGUUAUACUAUCCCAGAGUAACGAACGUGUUGACAUGAAAUAUUAAUGCGGUAACCCGUUGACGGUUUAAAGUCAACCCAAGCACAACAUAAAUCAUAAAGUCUAACAAGAAGAAAACGAAGAAGAAGAAGUAUAUAAUAAAAGCAGACGAAGAAAGCAGCUAGAGUGCAUAUAAGAAGACCCAAGCUAAUCGCUGACCUAACUCACUGCACCGUUGCACCACCCUAACCCUCUUAAAAAGGGAAUUAUUAAUAGUUGAAGCGUAACAAAGCACACACAUAUCUUAAAAAACUUUGACUAACUUAGUUCUUAUACCACAAAUAUAGUUAAGAAAAAACGAGAAAAAAAGUAAUAGAACACAAAUAAGAGAAAUACAAAUAAUAAAGGAUCACAUGUCAGAAGGGGCACACGUGUCCCAUUCGACUGCAUUUCGUAUAAAAACUACAAAUAAGAAACAAAACGACAACCAGAACCACGACGACGUUGACAAGAAGACAGAAGAAGACGAAGAAGAAGACAACGACAACGUUGUUGGUAGAAACGUACUACGACGACGAAGAUAAUGCAAAUGCUACCGAACAUGUUGGAGAUUCGAGUUAUCCUGCUAUGCCUUCCAUCGAUCCUUUUAGCAACAACAUUAGAACCGGAUCAAAAAUCAAUACUCACCGAUAGCGACUGGAAGAAACUAUGGAUGGCUGGCGGUGUCAAUCCAGACUCCAAAUUAGAUAACAAUAAUCUUGACUCGAGUGACAGUCCGAUGUUUGAAGAUAGUGAGAUGAUGGCACACAAUACGACCGUCCAGUUAGGUGGAACAGCCUUUCUUAUUUGCAAAGUCUCUGGAGUGGAUAGAGUGGGUGUUAAUUGGAAUCAAAUAUCCUGGAUUCGAAGGAGAGAUUGGCAUAUAUUAUCAUCAGGAGCUCAACUUUACACAAACGACGAGAGAUUUGCAAUACUCCAUGCGCCGGGCUCCAAUACGUGGACCCUGCAAAUAAAGUUUGUUCAGAGGAGGGAUCAUGGCAUGUAUGAAUGUCAGGUCUCAACUCCGACUGGUGUCAUUUCGCAUUUUGUGAAUUUACAAGUGGUCGUACCGGAGGCGUUUAUUCUCGGUUCUGGUGAACUACAUGUGGACAUGGGAUCAACCAUUAAUUUAGUAUGCAUCAUCGAAAAGAGUCCAACCCCACCACAAUAUGUUUAUUGGCAGAAAAACGAUCGGCUAAUUAAUUACUAUGAUGCGAGACGAGACAUUUCAAUUGAAACAACACCUGGCACAAGGACACAAAGUCGAUUGAUAAUACGAGAACCACAAAUUGCCGACUCAGGAAAUUAUACAUGUUCAGCUAGUAAUACAGAACCAGCUAGCAUAUAUGUAUUCGUCUCAAAGGGAGAUAACAUGGCAGCUAUUUCCCGACGAAAAACCUCUUCAGCCGAUCGAAUUGCAACGAUAUUAGAAAGUUUAUUGGUUCCAUGUAUUUUAGUUAAUACUUUUACAUUCAGACACAUCUUUUUCACUUAGGAAAAAUAUACUGUAAUAUAAUAAAUUUUAAUUAUAAGUCCCCUAGAUAAAACUUUAGAUAAUAUAAGACUAUUUUUAGUUUAAAAAUUAAAAAAAAAUAA